Messenger RNA from Ilex paraguariensis (yerba mate), 621 nucleotides. The record is from the annotation of a GenBank genome assembly. NCBI's taxonomy places the organism in Eukaryota, Viridiplantae, Streptophyta, Magnoliopsida, Aquifoliales, Aquifoliaceae.
AUGGACGAUAUUUUGGGGGAAACCACAACAAGGGAGAAGAGAGGCAAGUUCCAAGGCGGUGCAGCAGGCGACGAAGAUAGCAAGGUAGGAGGUAAUGGCGCUGAGGGAGCAGGAGGCAGUGCCAGUGCGGAAGGAGGCGAUGCCAGCGAGGCGCUGGGUGACGGCGGGAGUAGGCUAGUCGGCGUCAACAGGCUAGCGACACAUUUACCUAAUAUUGGGAUUUCCUUGACACUGGCUCUAAUUUUGACAAGUGCCCUUUUUAACAAAGACAUGGUGAGACAGGCUUCUCAGCGGGGCAAGGGAGCCGCUGGUAGUGAUCGCUCGAAGGAGUUUCCAUCAAAGGUUGGAAGAGGUCGGAGCUCUAUGGACGAUAUUUUGGGGGAAACCACAACAAGGGAGAAGAGAGGCAAGUUCCAAGGCGGUGCAGCAGGCGACGAAGAUAGCAAGGUAGGAGGUAAUGGCGCUGAGGGAGCAGGAGGCAGUGCCAGUGCGGAAGGAGGCGAUGCCAGCGAGGCGCUGGGUGACGGCGGGAGUAGGCUAGUCGGCGUCAACAGGCUAGCGACAGUGAGCGCAGGCCAGGUGGCGGCAGUGAUGCAUUGGGCGAUGGAGGGCACAACUUAG